GUCACGCCUGUUCUGUAACACCGGACGCACGCGGCGGUAGCGUCCGCCAGGCAGUCAGACGCUGUCGUGCGUGUGUUGUUUACAGCGCGUGGAGCCGAGCGGAGAGUCUCUGCAUGGAGCUGCGCACCGAGCCGGUGGUGGCGAGUUUGGAGAUGUCUGCGCUGCAAGGCGGUGAAGCCGAAGGCGACGGCGUGGGCUCAGAGGACGACACUUAUGAGAGUUUACCUCUGCACGCGUCCUUCAGCACGCACAUGACAGCCGGCGCGGUAGCAGGAGUGCUCGAGCACACGGUCAUGUAUCCGGUGGACUCCGUUAAGACACGCAUGCAGAGUUUACAGCCAGACCCGAAGGCUCAGUACCGCAGCGUGUACGGAGCUCUGAAACAGAUCAUGACGACCGAGGGCUUCAUGCGGCCCUUCAGAGGCCUCAACAUCACUGUAUUGGGGGCGGGUCCGGCUCACGCGCUUUACUUUGCGUGCUACGAGCGCAUCAAGCACAGCCUCAGUGACGCCAUUCAAAAUGGCGGCAACAGCCACAUCGCCAACGGCCUGGCCGGAAGCGUCGCCACCGUGCUCCACGAUGCCGUCAUGAACCCUGCCGAAGUGGUGAAGCAGCGCAUGCAGAUGUAUAACUCGCCGUACCGAGGCCUGUGGGACUGCGUGCUGACAGUAAGCCGUAACGAGGGCAUGGCUGCCUUCUACCGCAGCUACAGCACACAGCUCACCAUGAACAUCCCCUUCCAGGCUCUGCAUUUCAUCACGUACGAGCUGACACAGGAGCGCCUCAACCCUCAGCGCCAGUACCGGCCGGGAACGCACGUGGUGUCGGGCGCGGCAGCGGGCGCCGUGUCGGCCGCUCUCACCACACCGCUUGACGUGUGCAAGACGCUGCUGAACACGCAGGAGGACGUGGUGUUAAAUUCGGCUCGUGUCAGCGGCCACCUUUCGGGCAUGGCUAAUGCCUUCAGGACAGUCUACAGCCUGGGAGGCUUUCCCGCCUUCUUUAAAGGUGUGCAAGCGCGCGUCAUUUACCAGAUGCCUUCGACGGCCAUCGCAUGGUCCGUCUACGAGUCCUUCAAGUACUUCCUGACCCGGGAUGAACAGAACAGCUCGGGACAGGACAGGAUGAGGCGGACAUGAAGAACCCGGAAAGGAACUUGUAGACCAAAUCAGCAACAAAUCCCAGAGGAGACCCCUGUCUCUCACGCCGUUUGUCUCGACCACACUUUAGUGUAAAAUUCCGAAACGUUAUUUAUCGGAAGACUUUAUAACAUUUACAAACAGAAAAAUGUUUGUAGGCUAAUAAGCAGUCACAGCUAAACACGCACAAACAUGGACUAAAAGAAAGGAGAGCAAUAUUGUUUCUCCUGACACGUAACGGCAGCACUUGGGGUCGUUAUCUUUUAUCUUAAUUAAACCUAUUAGGCUCUGUGUCAGCGUCUAGCGAGCGGACGGUGUCAUGGCGAGCCUUUGGAUUCCGUUUCAUACGCGAUCCUCGGCGACGACAGACAAGCAGACCAACUUUUUUGAGCUUCUCGGGAUGUUGGAAGUCCUGUAGGUCUUUUGUUAGUGAGCAGCUUUGAAUUUACACAAGUGCUUUUCUUUGACAAAAACACUGCCUUUACUUCAUACAAUUGUAUCCUACCUUAACACCUGCAGUAUCUAGUCGGCGACAUCCCGUAGUUUAAACUCCUGACGUGCGGAGAUCUUGUAGCUUAAACACGGUGAACUACUGACAGGUACAUCGAUAGGCUUUAAUAUUACAGAUAUACAGUAUAUUAUAAAAUGUCGGUCUAUAGCUAGAUGAAAAGCACGUAAAUGUGUCUCCUGUAAGUGGCCUUGCGAUUUUGUUCUGUAUCCGAAGCUUCAAAUUGUCUACUUUCCCUAACGUACAGAAACACUAGGCUCGAAUGUUCGCAGAACACACACUCCGUAAGAAGGUACAAAAGCCGUUAACGGGCAGCUCGGCAAACCGUUUCGGAGAUUUCAAAGUGUAACCGUCUCGUCUUCGAGCAUCGAGUGCAUAGCAUUGAAAUUACGCACAACUAUAUAAAGCUCCUGUAACAUAUUUGGUGGGUUAUUAUAAUGACAAAGAGGUUCCACCUUUUUGUCUUUUGAUUUUUUAGCUCUGAUUUUAGAGCACGCGCGUAUGCCGGUCUCGGUGGUCCGACGCUCACCAAAACGUAGGCUUCUUGUUUUUACGUUUCCUUAAAUCGACAUUUCAGAUGUAUAUAUUAAGGCAAAUCUCGUAGCGGAAACAAAACGAAACGGAAAUUUUUUUUUAUCACAUCAUGAUUUUAUUUCCUUGUGGACAAUCAGAAUCUCGUGGUUUUAUGAUCUAUGCAGCUUUAUCCCGUUUUAACUAUGGGGUAAAAACAGGGAUCUUUUUGUUCACUCGUGUGGGUGAAGAUGAUUUAUCGUGUACAUUUGGCAAUAUAAACCUUUCUAUUUAACAGAAGGUCCUUUAUUUGUUGCUUUACGUUCCCCCUAAAUGUCUGUCCAGAAGUGAUGGACAUUUGCUUUCAAUUCCACUAAUAUUUUUUUAAUUAUUUGUUUUUGUUUGUUUGUUUGUUUUUUAAUUAAACAUUUAUUGGGUUUAUUUUCCAUCGCCUUGUGUAGUAUUGAAACGGUGUAUUCUCGUAACACCGGCUACGUUUACAUGCAAACAUUUACACCGAUCCGAACGAAUUCAACCAAGUGGAAGAUUUUAGGACUGCAGGAAAGAUGAUUUGAUGGAAAAUUUAUUAGAACAUUUCCCUGAUUUUCAGAAGAAAGGAAGCGGCUCCGAUAAGCAGCCGGAAAAUAAUCGACAUUCUGAAAUCACCCCAGGGAAAAUUAGACGUGCUCACCCCUGUCGAUCACAGUGACAUUAGCCAAUCGUGUGCAUCUGUGGGCUCAUGUAUGCGGAAGAGGGCAGAUAGCGCUUUCCUUAUAGAACGUGUCACGACUCACAAUUGAGCGGCACUUUGAACAGAUUUAAUGGCUGGCUUAGUUUGAAUUUUCCCCGGUUGGUAGCAGUGUGGUUUUGGGUGGGAAAUUCCAGCGACCUAUCUUGGCGGAAAACAGACGGGGGAAAGGGAGGGAGGUCACUGGGGGCCAAAUAUAUAUUUAAGAACCUUUGGGCUAAGAGACUUGGACUUUACCAGUGCAGCAGGGAAUUAGUGACCUCUCAGCAACGAAUGAUAAAAUAUUUCACUCAUCAGCCAGAGAGCAUCCGAGUAAAGGUCAUUUUAUUUAUUUAUUUAUAUUUACCCUGAAGUUCUUAUGUUAGCAAUAUCAGCUAUCAAUGUCAACUAUCGUCAGACGAUUCGACUUCCUGCGUCUUCUGCAUCCUCAGUGAAUGUCUGGCGAACUGUCUACUCCAUGAGCGUCCCAUCGUAUCCAUCAUAUCCAUUCCAUUAAAGCAGAAGCCACAUGAAUGUCUGUUUUAAAGCCAAUAUCAACUGAAUAAACAGGUGAAAUCUGCCGUGCCUUUCUGGGUUUCUGGAUUUGACCGAGCUCCCCUUCUUUACCCGAAAGUAAAGGAUAUUUCAUUUUAAAUCGGUUCUCCAGUAACACCAGUGUUUUCACACAUACAUGACUCUGAAAUGAUUUACAUCACUGUUGUUCUUUUAUUUCUUCUUAUUUGAACGGAUUAACAUCUUUCCUAAUGUUAUUCGGAUUGGCCUUUAUUAUGACCGUGCAAUCUGGAUCAUUAACAGAUCUUUCGGCUUGCUGAUGCCUUUUGUACAGUAUUCCAAGACCCAAAGAUUCAGAGAUAAAUCUGUACAAAUAGACGUAUGUUAAUAUUAUUAGAGUUCAUUAGGUAUAGUUUCUUUUGAGGAUCUUUAAAUUCCUCUUUUAUUCCACAGCUUAUGCUCGCGUUAGAUGCGUAGAUGCGCCAUCAUAAUCCGCUUUUUCAGUUCUGCCGCGCUGACUGAGAAGGAAUAUCUUGAUAAACGCACAAAACUUUGCUUCAGUUGCUUUAGAUGUUUUUUUUUUAUAUUUUCAUCAUGAUUCCCAUCUGGCUCGAUUCUCAUUCCAUUGUGAAAACCCUUCUUGUCAUUAAUGUGAAGAAUCUGAUGAAUAAACAGUGCUGCUUUCUUCACAAAACGAUACCAGGAAGAGUUUUGAACACAGUGUCAUUUACAGUACUAAAUAUACCAGGCAUUGGAGAAAAAAAGCUAUCAUGCGAGUUUGAUUUGUGAAAAUGCUGCUACAGUUUGUAACACUGGAGCUGAAAUAAAGAUGUAAUUAAAUGUU
Molecule: messenger RNA, 4241 nt
Organism: Tachysurus fulvidraco (yellow catfish)
Lineage: Eukaryota; Metazoa; Chordata; Actinopteri; Siluriformes; Bagridae
Gene: slc25a37
Product: solute carrier family 25 member 37
Exons: 4
Coding region: 114-1139 (341 amino acids)
Biological process (GO): iron import into the mitochondrion
Cellular component (GO): mitochondrial membrane
Molecular function (GO): ferrous iron transmembrane transporter activity
Source: RefSeq, a predicted model, not a curated record